ACACCCACUAUAAAAGCCCGUCGCUGUCCUCCAUUCUCGGCUUAUUCAUUCCAUGGAGAACGCAGCGAUAAAUCGUUGGGAGGAGAUACCGCAGGUCUUCGAGCAGGAAUUAGGAUGGUCUAUACCACGGCUCUGCUCUUUGGAGUUGGGAUGCCCGUGUUGGCAGAGGAAGAAAGCCUCAUAGACAUGAUAGGAAAGUACUUUUUCAGGCUCGCACCGCCGUCGAGUCAACAACGAGGCUUUGUGCGACGGGGAAGCGUCGAAAGUUGCGACGAUACCGACAACAUUUCACCUUAUCCCAACAUGGAUGCUGGUCUGGAGCAGGAGAAGCUCCUUCAACAAGAUGUGACCCGCCACAUCGAGCGCUGCCUGUCAGAGGCCAAGGCCUCCGUCCUUCACUGCGACGUGUUGCUGCUCCCUCGACAGAUGACCGCCAGGGUUGGCCGAGAUGUGCUGCGCUCGUCCGCAGAUGAACCGUGCGGGCUUCGGGGUGCCUCCAUCAGGGUCUUCAUGGAGACCAAAGACGGCCUGGAGUCUUUGGGGAGCAUUUGCCCCGACCCCCAUGUCACCCCGACGUUUGAACUGUCCUUGGUGCUCAAGGCAGACCGGGGUCACGGCUGGCCGCCACUCAAGCACAUCUUUGAGAGCAAUAAAGUGCUAAAGCUGAGACCAGAGUACAAGCUGGUGAAGAGGAAGCUCUACUCUUCUGCCAGCCCUGUCAUCCACGAAUUUAACUAGAGCCACUUGCACUUUUUCACUGGUACUUCCUGUUUUUUUUGUGUGUGUAGUUUCCUACGUUGUAUGCUUGUAGCUAACUUGAUUACCAUUUUGCACAAAAGUCUGUACACUGAAAGCAUCCCCUCUGGAAGGGGCAGGUCUAAUUCAUUAAAAUCUUUUUUUUUUUA
Molecule: messenger RNA, 905 nt
Organism: Doryrhamphus excisus (bluestripe pipefish)
Lineage: Eukaryota; Metazoa; Chordata; Actinopteri; Syngnathiformes; Syngnathidae
Product: DNA damage-inducible transcript 4-like protein
Biological process (GO): negative regulation of signal transduction
Cellular component (GO): cytoplasm
Source: RefSeq, a predicted model, not a curated record